Molecule: messenger RNA, 791 nt
Organism: Sinocyclocheilus anshuiensis
Lineage: Eukaryota; Metazoa; Chordata; Actinopteri; Cypriniformes; Cyprinidae
Exons: 6
Source: RefSeq, a predicted model, not a curated record
UAUGAAUGUGUUUUACUUGCCAGAUCAUGUAUGCCAGAGCUGUGUGGGUGGAGCAUGGUAAAGAAGUGGAGGGAACUGCGCCAGACAACUGGAUUGAUGCUGAAAAAAAAAUAAUUAGAUGGCCAAAAAAAGGGGAAAAGGCAGCUUUCCUCAAUCGGCACUCCCCUCAGGAUGACUGGAUGACGUUCACCUUGGUGAAGCGUAAAAUGACCUCCAUUAGCAUUCGUGAAUGCGAUGAUUAUGACAUGACGAGUCAUGUUGAGGAGGAAGAGGAGGAAGAUGAGGAAGCAGUUCGGAGGAAAAAGACCAAACGCAACUUUGAUGACUAUAUUCUUGAAUCUGACGAUUUGGAGGAGGAAGAAGAGAACAUGACAGAUGCCAUUAUGCCCUUCUUUCCCAUUCCACCAACAAAGGUGACAAAGUCCAUCCAGAUGGAGUCUGCUGGAGUUAACAAAAAGUCCACUGACUCUGGACACUCAAAUUUUGCCAGGUCUCACCAGACUGGUGUUGGGUCCAGGGACAGGUCCACAGGCAACCCUGGACAUUUAAAUGUAAACCGAGCCAGUCAGUUGAGGGGUGCUGGGUCCAGUCAUCAGUCCAGCCACAGUGAUGUAUCCCAGCACAGUGACGGGUCCCAGCACAGCAAACGGUACCGACACAGGAAGCAGUCCAGGCACAGCGACAGGUCCAGGGACAGCAGCCAGAUGGGACAAGGCAAGCAGUCCAGGCACAGCAAUUUGUCCAAGGACAGUAUUCAUUCAAACCCUUAUGCAGUUCACAGAGGCAAGAAC